This is a messenger RNA of Penicillium salamii, 3171 nucleotides long. NCBI's taxonomy places the organism in Eukaryota, Fungi, Ascomycota, Eurotiomycetes, Eurotiales, Aspergillaceae. The record is from the annotation of a GenBank genome assembly.
AUGGCAACACGGAAUCGCUCUCUAACGGGUUGCAGCACAUGUCGGUCUCGACACUUGAAAUGCGACGAGACUCGACCAGGAUGUCAGCUGUGCCUCACAUUCGGACUACCAUGUCCUGGUUACCAAGCUGAACUGAAAUGGACUCAGUAUACGCACUUUCAAUCGAAAUCUCGACGAAAAGAUGAAGCUCUGGAUCGUGUGUUCCGGCGGCAAUUAUUCUCAGAGAUCGAACAAGAAUCUAUGACACGAUUGACCGUCGAGAGUCUUGGGACUCAUGAUGUGAACGAAGUGGUUGAUAAUCUGGAUCGAGAAAACCAUGCCCAGCCUGAUGACCGCCGACAGAGCCUCUUGCAGGGGCCUUUCGGCGUCUUCAAUGCCGCCCCAAAUGAUACGUCAUCGGUCAAUUCGAUAGGACCAAGCUCAAAUCCAGGCAAAUCUCACAUGGCAACACCACAACAGACCCAUGCGGUCCCGACACUGCCUAACUCACCCCUCGACUCCUGGACACCGGGGCUCUUGACCCCAAGCUCGCAAAUGCAAACGCUUUUUCCCUCGCCGGGUCAAAGCUCGGAAUCUGAAAUCGCGACCAUAAUGCAUCAGAAUAACUACUCAGACGGAGGAAUCUCGGCCUUAGCGGCCUUGAAUCACAGCCCUUUCUCGCCUUCAUCGGCCACGACUGCUAUCCAACAAGAAAGUUUCGUUAUGCCAGAACGAGCGCCGCAGCUUUUGCGGUAUUUUAAGAAUGAAGUUGGCUCACUCUCGUACCCCCUCAGGGGCAACAAGAGAUGCCCUUGGCAGACUAUCCAUCUCCCAAGAGCCGAGAAAGCAUAUGCAGAGCUCCUGCUCCACCAAACUGCUAGCAACACACUAUUCUGCCUAUUCUAUUCCCUUCUAGCCGCCAGCUGUUAUCACCUCCUUUACAAAAAAGACUCGAGUCUAGAUUGGGAGUCCGAUGGGAAAAAGUUCCAUGAGCUUUCCCGUCGCUACCUCGAGCUGGGAAUACGACAAGAGAUUGCCAUGGACGGAAAAGUGAAAUACAAGGAGUUGCUUAUGGCGCUGUUAUCAAUGACGAUGCUUGAGAUUGCCUGCGGGAAGUUUGCCGACGCACAAAACCUCUUGGUAGAGUCCGAAUGCUUGAUCCGAAAAAGAGGCUUAUCGAAAGCCCACAAAUCAGUCAAAGUUCGCAUCCUCCACCACGUCUACACUUAUAUACGCAUCAUGGCUGAGAGCACGUGCGGAUGUGCUCUUAUGGAUAUAUGCCCUACAAGACCCAGCCAAUGGCUCGCAUCGGACGAAACGAACUUUGCUUCCUUGCGCAGUUUUCGCGUGGUGGAUCAUAGCACAACAUCAGACUUGGAUUCUACACUGGAGAAGACAUCUCAUAUCGGAACCAAUGAUAUUCACCUGGAGAUACUGGGAGUUUGGAAAGAGUCACUUUUCCAAGAACUUUAUGGCCUGCCGGAGUCUUUGAUAGGCCUCUUAUCCCAGACUAUCAGGCUCGCAAAUGAACAAGAGUUAUUGCACCGUGACACAACUGUUGACAUUGACCUCGUCCUGAGUUUGAAUGAACGAACGAAGACACUGGAGCAUCAGGUCCUUUCUUGGAAGGGCGACCAGGCUGCUUCGGUGUCCCAAGAGGACGGUUCUCGAACGAUGAGUCCUGAUUCCAAGAACACUAGGUCGGACUAUGCCAUCAGCUUGGCUGUGCAUCAGGGUUUGAUUCUUUUUUACUAUCGGCGUAUGCAUAACAUGAAUGCUCUGAUUCUGCAGGAUACUGUCCGAAAGGUGCUCGGCUUUGUCAAAGAAAUUGAAAUUUCCAGGCUUUCCAACUACCACAGGGAAGCUUCACUCCUCUGGCCUACAUUCAUCGCAGCAUGCGAAGCUCUGGAGCCAGAACUACAGUCCGGUCUACUUGACUGGAUCUCUUCUACCGGAACUCGUACCUCCAUUCCUGCCUUUGCCGCUGCCGCAGACGUUGUUCAGCGGGUGUGGGAAAUGCGACAGGAGAAAAUGGACUACACCCUUAGCUGGUUCAAUGUGAUGGAGCAUGACCGCUGUCCUAUCAUCAGCUCUGGCUUACUCGACUACGAGUCGUACGGACCUACCCCACUUCCCCCACUUAAUUCGGAGUUGCUGAGGGGUCAGUUUCUUCCCUUUUCCUCAUCCCCUCACCAGGUCGAUCUUACGACACAUCGCUGCAUGAUGGCUUCUAAUAAAACACGAGGCAUUCUAGAUGUGGUCAGAGCAUGUGACAACUAUUCGCCGCAGAAUUCGUCUCAUUUGCCCGGGGCUGAGAGCAAGUAUGCAUUCAAAGUGAAUGGCAGUGACGCUCUGCUGGGGUAUAUCACACAUUCAACAGUGGAAAGAAUUCAAUGGUCGGACUCGUGGUCAAUCGACCACAACGAACGGUCGGUGACUUUGAUUACACCAGCGACAGCGACAAUUGAAGAUCGGUCAAUGGCUGUCGAAGAAACACUCAAAGAAAACAGACAGCUAGCGACCGUAUCAUUGCUCCAGAACUGGCGCAAUGAGACUUUCCCGGUAUACGGCCCAGAGGGCCACGUCAUCCUCAACAUGGAACGUUGCGCAAGCGCAUUGUUCGGCAUCGUAACAUACGGUGUUCAACUUCUCUGCUACGUCAGACACGAAGAAGGUAUCCGACUAUGGAUAGGCAAGCGGUCGCCCAGAAAACAAACAUACCCACGCAUGCUCGACACAACUGCAGCUGGCGGACUCGGCUCAGGGACCCUGCCAUUUGACGCUCUGACCUCCGAGGCAUACGAGGAAGCCUCAUUGCCGGAAGCGACAGUCAGAACAAAAGCCAAGCCGAUGAGCGUGCUCACUUAUUUCCACAUGCGUGGAAGUACAGCAGGUGGGGAAAGUGGCCUGUUCCAGCCAGAGGUUGAAUAUACCUAUGCGAUGGAAUUGAAUGAGGACUUCGUCCCAAGGCCCCGGGACAGUGAAGUGGAAUCAUUUCAGCUCUUCACCAUCGAUGAAGCGUUGCACUCUCUCAAAGAGGGUGAGUUUAAGCCAAACAGUGCUAUUGUCAUUGUGGAAUUCCUCAUCCAGCAAGGAAUUUUGACCCGCGAGAAUGAACCUGACUAUGAUGUGAUCUUAACACAUCUCCAUCGCAAGCUAGAGUUUCCUGUCUUGAUCCAGCCAUCUCGGUGA